CUGGCAUAAUAUAUUUGUACGUUAUGCUAGCUGUUGUUUUUGAUCUGAGUGCGCCAUCUAGGAAUGGAUAAGAAUUGCCUGGUAGUUGUAUAAAUAUAUAUAUAAUAUUUAACUAAUAUAUAACUCUAUGCCUGGUACUCAGCUUUGUUUGUACGCGAAAUUAAAAUAGUUCCAGGUAGGUUACACAGUAACUUACCAUAUGCACAUUUAACAACUUGACUUGGUGACCGGUGAUUGGAUAUCAGCUGGCUACGAAGUCAUGUGUGAUGGAGCAAACAUUGAUGAUAGUUCUCUUGGAGCGAUCCCUGAGGGUGAGCUAAAAACAGAGACAUUGAGUCCUGCAGCAAGAGAGAAACAGCAGCUUUUCACAUUCUCUCGCACCAGUAGCAUCAGUUCAGUGUAUGCAUCAUCAUCCUCUGCACAUAACACUGAAGAUGAAGAUGACAGCGACCACAAGUCGAAUAUGUCGUACAAGGACCGACGGCGUGAGGCACACCAGCUCGCUGAGCAGAAACGCCGCGAUGCCAUUAAGAAGGGUUACGACGAUCUACAGGACAUGGUGCCUACGUGCCAGAACUCCGACGGCAUUGGCUCACAGAAACUCAGCAAGGCUGCCGUGUUGCAGAGGUCUAUCGACUACAUACAGUUUUUGCUACGUGAGAAAAAGAAACAAGAAGAAGAUCUUAGCAUGCUGCGGAAAGACGUGGUCGCUCUUCAGAUUAUGAAGGCAAACUAUGAGCAGAUAGUUGCAGCCCACCAGAGUGCACCACUAGCAGGAGAAAACAAUGUGUCGGAUGACUUGAAGUUUCAAGUGUUCCAGAACAUCAUGGAUACUCAGUUCCAGUCUUUCGAUGAGAAGAUAUCUACGAACAGUUUUGUAGAGCUCUCGGGCUGUGUCAUCCACUGGCUGGAAGAAUGCUGUCAGCCCGACAACCUGCACGAUCUCGCUAUGAAUGUACUCCAGCAGGUGACCAGCACACACUAGCUGCACUAAAGAUGGAAAACUCGCCUCUCCUUGGCAACUGUGUUUAUCCUGGAAAAAUCUCUGCCAUUUGUUCAUGCCCAAGAUACGUUGUGUGCGUGUGUGCGUCCACGCGCGUGCGAGCGCGUGCGAGCUUGAUCUGAAUAUAAGAUGGUUUUCACCUGGACAAUAUCAAGGGUGACUGCACAUAAUGGUUAUACUUUCCUAUUUUGGUAAGUGUCGUUUUUUUACUGAAUAGCACUUAAAUGAACUAGUUGAAGCACAGUUGAAAAACUAGUAAUUAAAGGAAUCGUGUAUAAAUGUUGUAUCUUGUAUAAUAUACAUUGCAUAAUAGUUAUGUACUUCUACUUUAGAUCCUGAAAUAUUUUGCAAUAUAACAGCAAAACCAUUACGUCUGGUUAGUAUUAAACGCAAUUAUAAUUGCAGAGUUUUGCUUUAAAAUGGGGAGGGGAAGUAUUGAAAAUAAAAUCACUGGAUAUUGGAUUGUCCAAUAAUAACUAAUGGAAGUACAUAAUAUAGCUUACUGAUUAUUGGUUAUAUCAUAGGCAUCUACAUUAUAUGAAAUAUGUAUAAAUAAAUUUAGUACAUGUUAUAACUA
This is a messenger RNA of Priapulus caudatus, 1580 nucleotides long. RefSeq names its product max-like protein X. Gene Ontology annotation, molecular function: DNA-binding transcription factor activity, RNA polymerase II-specific; protein dimerization activity; RNA polymerase II cis-regulatory region sequence-specific DNA binding. The transcript is spliced from 7 exons. NCBI's taxonomy places the organism in Eukaryota, Metazoa, Priapulida, Priapulimorpha, Priapulimorphida, Priapulidae. Gene Ontology annotation, biological process: regulation of transcription by RNA polymerase II. Gene Ontology annotation, cellular component: nucleus. The coding region runs from base 260 to 985 and encodes 241 amino acids. The record is from RefSeq and is a predicted model, not a curated record.